This is a messenger RNA of Microthlaspi erraticum, 2115 nucleotides long. The record is from the annotation of a GenBank genome assembly. NCBI's taxonomy places the organism in Eukaryota, Viridiplantae, Streptophyta, Magnoliopsida, Brassicales, Brassicaceae.
AUGGAAUGCGUCUCCAUUGUUUCUUACUCAUUCCUCGUCAACAACUCCCUCCAUGGUCAUGUCAAACCUUCUCGCGGAUUACGCCAAGGAGACCCCUUAUCACCCUAUUUCUUCAUCCUUUGUACAGAAGUACUUUCAGGUCUGUGUAGCAAAGCCUUAGCCUCCGGUACUCUACCUGGAGUUCGUGUCUCAAGACGCAGCCCUGCCGUCAAUCACCUGCUUUUCGCCGAUGACACCAUGUUCUUCACAAAGACACACCCAUCUAGUGUGCUGGCUCUCCUUAACAUCAUCCGGAGGUAUGAAGAGGCUUCUGGACAGCGAAUCAACACCAGUAAGUCCUCCAUUACCUUUUCGGGCAAAACCCCACCGGAAAUAAGGUCUCGAGUCAAAGCGACGCUUGGAAUAGAUAAGGAAGGUGGUGUCGGAAAAUACUUGGGUCUCCCUGAAAACUUUGGUAUUAGGAAGCGAGACAUCUUCACCGGAAUUGUGGACAAGAUUCGACAAAAGUCAAUCAAUUGGACCCACAGAUUCCUCUCGGGUGCGGCGAAACAAGUCUUACUCAAAUCCGUGCUCUCUACCAUGCCUUCUUACGCUAUGUCAUGCUUUAAGCUGCCGAAGUCACUCUGUAAGCGGAUCAAAUCCGUACUUACGAGGUUCUGGUGGGACGAUAAUCUAGACAAGAGAAAAAUGAGCUGGGUUUCUUGGGACAAGCUGACUAUUCCCAAAAACUGUGGAGGUUUAGGUUUCAGGGAGAUCGAGGUCUUCAGUGAUGCUCUGCUCGCAAAAAUUGGAGCCAGAAUGAUUCAACAUCCAGAUUCCCUCCUCUCUCAAGUACUGAUGGGCAAAUAUUGCCACUAUUACUCCUUUAUGGAGGCUCCGGUUCCUUCUAACGCGUCCCACGGUUGGCGCAGCAUCGUUGCAGGUCGCGAAGUCCUCAGGAAAGGACUAGCGUCACAAUUCCUCAAAGUUCGAGACCUGAUCCACCCCCUAACCAACAGCUGGAAUCUCGAAGCCAUCCGCCUUCACAUCCCACACCACGAACAAGAGAUCCGGAAACUCCAACUGAGCUCCACUCAGGUCAAAGAUGCUCUACGAUGGCUCCCGGUCAAGACAGGUCGUUGCACCACCAAAACGGGCUAUGCGCUCACAAAGAAGUUCCUGGAACCGAGCUUUGCGGACGGGUUUAACUGGCAGUCCAACCUAUGGCGCGUUAAAACCUCCCCAAAGCACAAAUUCUUCCUGUGGAAGGCCUCGGCUAAUGCUCUCUCCGUUGGCUCUGCCCUUCUGGUGAGAGGUAUGCCAACUGAUGGCAAGUGCAUUAGAUGCGGAAUGAUAGAAGAUGUAAUGCAUGUCCUCCUCGCUUGUCCUUAUGCACAAAGAGUCUGGCGACUGGCCCCGGUUAUCUACAAGCCCGAUCAACUCACCUGCACCUCAGUCAAGUCACUACUCAGCAACGCCAGGAGAAUGAUCAACUUGCCUCCUACUGGUAUCUAUCUCACUCCCCUAUUCCCUUGGAUCGUUUGGUUUCUAUGGAAAGCCCGGAACAUCCGCAUCUUCGAAUCAAAAACCAUCUCGGAGGAAGACACUGUCCAUAAAGCGAUCUCGGAGGCCAAGAACUGGCAAGGUGCACAAGAAGCUCGGGACAAGACCACCACUAUUACGGCCUCACAGUCGGACCCUUUACUCGUAGUAAAUAGGGAUGUGGCUCUGUGUUUUGUCGAUGCAGCGUGGCAGGCGGGGAACUGCUCCGGAGGUAUGGGUUGGCUCUUUAAAGACGCUCAAGGGCACCCGAUUUCACAAGGCACUUCGUCCAGGCCUUUUCUUCCUUCAGCCUUAGCUGCUGAAGCUGUUGCAAUCAAGCUUGCUCUCUCAGAUGCGAGAGCUGCUGAUAUCUCAAGACUGAUCUGUUUCUCGGAUUGUAAGGAGCUUAUCCUCCUGCUCAACUCCGGUGGUCACUCAAAUGAAAUUCAAGGAAUCCUGCUAGACAUUUCGAGUCUCCUAAGCUCCUUCUUGUCUCUUGAAUUUAAGUUUAUUCCCCGAGCCCAGAACUCGGAAGCUGAUGUACUAGCAAAGUCUAGCCUUCUUUCUUGUAUUCCCUCUCUCUUGAGAGGAUAA